AUGGUUGUCGAUCCCCUUUGUCCUUUAUGUGGUGAGAGUGAUGAAUGUACUCUGCAUAUGCUGGUGAAGUGUAGAGAAGCAAAGAUGAUUUGGUAUAUUUCGCCCCUACGCUUAGAGGUGGAGAGGUAUGAUGGGGAAACUUUCCAUGAUUGGUGCUGCUCUGUCAGGAAGAUAUUCAAGGAGGUAGCUUGGUGGGAUAUUUUCUGGAGUAUUGCUUGGGGGGUGUGGUUGAAGCGUAAUAGGUGGUGUUUCGAAGGGAAGAGAUAUGAAAUGUCUGAAGUUAUUCAUAGAGCUGUUGGCAUUGUUGGGGAAUUUGAGCAGGCACAGGCCAUUAGCAACAUCAAUCCUCCUCCUCCAGCCUUCGACGUGAGUUGGAAGCCUCCAAUGGAGGGUGUGAUUAAGAUUAAUUCUGAUGCAGCAGUGUUCUCUCCAAGUGGGGUGGGUCUUGGUGGUGUUAUGCAUGAUUAUGUAGGUGAUGUGGUGGUCUCGACUUGUCUUAAGCUGGAGGGUAAGUUUGAGGUUGAUGUAGUUGAAGCUCUUGCCAUGAGACAUGCUCUAAACAUAUAG
This is a messenger RNA of Chenopodium quinoa (quinoa), 567 nucleotides long. RefSeq lists its product as uncharacterized. The transcript has a single exon. The record is from RefSeq and is a predicted model, not a curated record. Bases 1 to 567 code for a protein of 188 amino acids. NCBI's taxonomy places the organism in Eukaryota, Viridiplantae, Streptophyta, Magnoliopsida, Caryophyllales, Amaranthaceae.